Messenger RNA from Protopterus annectens (West African lungfish), 3307 nucleotides. It is a transcript of the gene FBXL20, whose product is annotated as F-box and leucine rich repeat protein 20. Gene Ontology annotation, cellular component: SCF ubiquitin ligase complex. The record is from RefSeq and is a predicted model, not a curated record. The coding region runs from base 442 to 1752 and encodes 436 amino acids. Gene Ontology annotation, molecular function: protein binding. NCBI's taxonomy places the organism in Eukaryota, Metazoa, Chordata, Ceratodontiformes, Protopteridae. Gene Ontology annotation, biological process: SCF-dependent proteasomal ubiquitin-dependent protein catabolic process. The transcript has 16 exons.
ACGUUCUCCCCUAAUAAGCUACUUGCUGUAACUAAUUUGCGUUUGUGUUUUGGGUAUCAUGAGAGCGUGCUCUUUACUACAUAAAGUCUCUUGACUGUUGUCAAAUACGCUGCAGCAUACCGUCUGGGAAGAAUGAGUGGCAGUAAUGUAGACCGAACUACCCGACGUCAGAUGACCGAGAGCGUCUGCCGGGGUGGGGAGCCGCUCGCUGUGUGCCGUGGCUAGGGGAGGCUCUCCCCGCAGCACUAGCCAAUCAGGGGCGCUGUUGCUCGGAGGUUGCAGUGUUUUUGUUUUGGGUUCGAAGUUGGGAGCUGGAGGGCCCGGAGCUAGCCGAGCCCCGUUUUUGCUUGGCUCGGUGUGUUGUCCGUCCUUCGAUUCUUUCUGAGUGUGUAAUAGUCCACUGUUGUUGUUGUUGUGCGAGGUCUCGCUUCCGGCUUCCUCAUGAGGAAGGACAUGAAUGGAGUCACCAAGAGCAGGUUUGAGAUGUUCUCAAACAAUGAUGAAGCUCUUAUCAAUAAAAAACUUCCAAAAGAGCUGUUACUUCGAAUAUUCUCUUUUUUGGACGUUGUUACUCUCUGCCGCUGUGCCCAGGUUUCAAAGGCCUGGAAUGUUCUGGCUCUGGAUGGCAGUAACUGGCAACGAAUUGACCUGUUUGAUUUCCAGAAAGACAUUGAGGGUCGGGUAGUGGAAAACAUCUCCAAGAGAUGUGGUGGCUUUUUACGAACGUUAAGCUUGCGUGGGUGUCUUGGGGUUGGAGACAAUGCACUAAGGACUUUUGCACAAAAUUGCAGAAAUAUAGAGCAGUUGAGUCUCAAUGGCUGCACCAAAAUAACUGAUGCAACGUGUACAAGUCUAAGCAAGUUCUGUUCGAAGUUGCGACAUCUUGACUUGUCGUCUUGCACUUCUAUUACAAAUCAGUCCUUGAAAGCACUAAGUGAGGGCUGUGUGCUGCUAGAUCAGCUGAACAUUUCCUGGUGUGAUCAGGUGACCAAAGAUGGCAUCCAGGCCUUAGUGAGGGGCUGUGGUGGAAUGAAGGCUCUGUUCCUGAAAGGAUGUAUACAGCUGGAUGAUGAUGCACUGCGGUACAUUGGUGCUCACUCACCAGAACUGAUGACAAUCAAUCUGCAAACCUGCACACAAAUCACAGAUGAGGGCUUGAUCACGAUAUGCAGGGGCUGUCAUAAACUGCAGUCCUUGUGCAUCUCAGGUUGUUCGAAUAUUACUGAUGCCAUCUUGAAUGCAUUAGGACAGAACUGCCAGAAACUUAGAAUAUUAGAAGUCGCUAGAUGUUCACAGUUAACAGACAAUGGGUUCAUCACCUUGGCUCGGAAUUGUCACGAGUUGGAGAAGAUGGACUUGGAGGAAUGUGUUCAGAUUACAGAUGGCACUUUAAUUCAGUUGUCAAUCCACUGUCCACGGCUGCAGAUCCUGAGUUUAUCACACUGCGAGUUGAUUACAGAUGAUGGAAUCCGACACCUUGGAAAUGGAGCCUGUGCCCAUGACCGGCUGAAGGUUAUUGAGCUAGACAAUUGUCCCCUCAUCACAGAUGCAUCAUUGGAACAUCUAAAGAGCUGCCAUAGCCUUGAGCGGAUAGAACUGUACGACUGUCAGCAGAUCACUCGUGCUGGAAUUAAAAGACUCAGAACUCACUUACCGAAUAUUAAAGUCCAUGCUUACUUUGCUCCGGUGACACCACCUCCGUCUGUUGGGGGCAGCAGACAGCGCUUCUGUAGAUGUUGUAUCAUCCUAUGACACUGGACUUAAGAACAGUCAUAAGAGAAAUAUUUAAUGUACUGGUAUACUUGCAAUGGACACAGGUAUCCAUAAUGAUACAGAGCACCUGGAGCAUUGGCAGAGAUCCUGUGAUGGGGUGGGGGGUGACCUAAACCCAUUCGACUCUGCCUUGAUGAAGCAACUGUGCUUAAGUGUCCAGCAUACAGGUGGAAUUCAUGUUGCCUCGUGUACCUGCGGAUUGAUAUCGUACUGAAUUACACUCACUGGGCAUGUUCAGAGAACUCUUCCUGACGUUAGUACAACUAACAUGGCUGCUUUUUUUUUAGUAAUGUCUGAGCACUGAUUGAAACUGCAAAGAUUUCAACAAGGUCUGUGAAGUAUGCCAUUCGUCUUGUUUUAUGUUGUGACUGUUUGCUUUGAUGACUUUAACCAGUUUAGCCAAAGGCUUUGAGGGCCCUUUCAAUACCAGCAGCCCAGGGUACUGUUGCACUCUGUAUCAGUGCUUCCAUUGUCAUUUCUAUGCUGAUACUGAGCAUGUCUGUUAUUAUAGUGAGUGUGUUCCUCAUUGUUAUGCUGAUACUGAUCAUGCUCAUUGUGCUGGCUCAUUGGAACACUGUCUUUGUGUAGGACACAGCUCUUUGGCUCCCCAGAAUAUAUUGUGAUUAUUUACUUUUAACUCCCUCAAUUAAGGUUUGCAUUUUUUUAAUGUGUUUUGGUUAUUGUGGAAUUCUUCAUAUUUAUAAAGUAAUGCCAACAUUUAUUUGCCUUGUGGCUUUUUCCACCAAUUGUCAUUUUAAAGAAAAACAUCCCAUUUUUACUAACAGAUCAGUUUAAAGACACCUUAGUGUUCCUGUCAUGCUGUUGUCCAGGAAUGUACCAACUUGCAUUUCAGUUUAACAUUCCGGAUUAGUAGCAAUAGUUUUAUUAUUGACACUGAAGCACUUUGUCAAUUUUAAUUCAUCUUUAUCUAAGCAGCCAUUCUGUGGAGAAUUUAAAUAAUGGGUUAUGCAGGUAUCUGACAGAAUUAUUGAACAUGAAGGGAAAAUGAUGCAAAGCUGCAAGGAGUGUCCUUUUGAUCCCUGGAUUAAAGCACAGAACUGUGAACUGAAGGGAGAUCUCUUUUCCCCUCCCCCACCAUAGCUGCUGGUCUACUUCUUCACCUUGGACAGAUUCCUUUGUCCUCCUAGCUGUGCAAUCAUGCAGAAGGGAUCAAUAAGAUUGCUUGUGAAAUAUUUUCAUCUGACUUUGGAAAAGUAAAAUAAAAUUAGCACAUGAAGAAGAGGAAGAAAAAAACAUAAAUAUAAUAGUAGUAAAACAGUGCAGUGUAAAUGAAACUGUUUAGAAAUGUGUUGGCAUGGGGUUUGAAUGUGUGACGUAUCUUCUCUCAUCAUUCCCUCCCUUCACACACAGAUUUCCUGCAUUUCUGGAGAUUUGGCUUCUUGAGCUUGUCAGAUUUGUAGUAACACUCAGAAAUGGGACAGACUAUCAGGUUCCUGGACAUGCAGUGCCUCUGAAAGUAAAGAGAAGCCACAGCACAUCAGAUGUAUUCAAAUAAAUUAUAUGUAAUUUGAAA